AUGCCUCAGUGUUGUGCAGCUUGGGGCUGUACAAACUGCAGAACAAUUACAACAACAAUUUGUGGAAUAACCUUUCACAAGUUUCUCAAAGAGAAGGAGUUGAGGAGGCAGUGGGAAUUUGCUGUUAGAAGGGAACAUUUUUCUGCCAGUGACUACUCCGUGCUCUGCAGUGAGCACUUUAAGCAGGAGGACAUUGACAGGACAGGUCAGAUUGUCAGGAUUAGAGAUGGAGCUAAGCCAACAGUCUUCAUUUUCCAAAGACAAGUGGCAACCAGGACAACACAAGCCUCAAGGAAGGCUGAAGAGAGCCUGUCAGUGGACUGUUGUCUGCAAGAGACUGAACCUCUACCUAAUGUUGAACACCUGUAUGCAAUGCCUGCAUCUCCCACUGGUCUGAAGACUAAAUUCAGUAAAGCCUUGGGUAGGGUGGAGAGUCUGGAGAGAGAUUUGAGGAACACAAAGGUACGAGAACGGAGGGCAAAAAAAUAA
Messenger RNA from Osmerus eperlanus (European smelt), 489 nucleotides. RefSeq names its product THAP domain-containing protein 6-like. The transcript is spliced from 4 exons. The record is from RefSeq and is a predicted model, not a curated record. The coding region runs from base 1 to 489 and encodes 162 amino acids. Lineage: Eukaryota; Metazoa; Chordata; Actinopteri; Osmeriformes; Osmeridae.